Molecule: messenger RNA, 1747 nt
Organism: Homarus americanus (American lobster)
Lineage: Eukaryota; Metazoa; Arthropoda; Malacostraca; Decapoda; Nephropidae
Exons: 4
Coding region: 397-1551 (384 amino acids)
Source: RefSeq, a predicted model, not a curated record
AACUGCUCACGCACGGUUGAUGACGCCACAGCAUACCAGGAGUUGCCGCUGUUUUAAUAUAUCAUCCACACAACAUCCUGAUCUUAGGAGCGACCAUCGGGAUACGACAGUAUAGUGUACACGAUGGCAGUUCUUUCAUUUGGCUCACAUACGACGGUCGGGCAGUGUUAACGACUUAUGAAUAAUGGUCCAAUGUCGAUACAAAUCAACACUGAGAGGACUGAGAAUACGGCCCAUAAUCCAGCUCAAUGCAGAAGCCUUACUCUCGCCUCUGAAUCGUACUGAUGUGUCUCCUGCUUUAUUCACUACAAUAACCUUAUAUUUUUUUAACCGCAUGCACCUACUGAGAGGAUCAGGGAUAUACCCGGAUAUACAUAUACAACAGCCAUCCACAGUAUGGAAAACAAAGAUCGCGCUGCCCCACUCAUGGAAAAACAACGAAUAAUGCUCCUCAAGUUAAUCAAGGAGCGGGAACACAUUACCCAAAGCAAGUCUACAGGUCCUGGAAUUUGCGGAAAGAAGGAGGUAGCAUGGGAGAACAUUGCUGUUGAAUUCAACAACAUGAACACGCUCCUGGAGCAGCGGUCCAUCUUACAGCUCAAAAGGAGUUUUGAACAUAUCAAAAGAAAAGUUAAGCAGGAAGCGGUAAAUUGCCGGAAGAAUGUCCAGAGAACUGGUGCUGAUCCUUUGCCGAAGCCUCCCUACUCCAGUGAGGAGCUUAUUAUUGCAUCUUCCAUGAUGGGCCCUGAAUUCAACAUGACUGACAAUGUCUACGAGACAUUUGUUUCACGCCCAAUGAAUGAAGCAGAAAAGCCCACACUGGAUAUGGAUGUUUGUAUGGAAGAUCAGCAUCACAAGUCACGUGCUCCAGCUUUGUCCUCUGCUACUCCUGUGUGUACUUAUCCCAGCUAUUCUUCUAGUUACUGCUCUCACAACCUUAUUACCUCUUCAACUGUCCCUAACACGAGCCCUCUUAUCCAGUCAGUGGCCUCUUCUGUUUCCGGUGCAGCUUGUACUUCACUAUCUGGCCCUUCUACUUGUGUUUCUCCCUCUCUUAUUCAAAUUUCCUCACCCUCCCCAACACUCCCUAUUCAUUCACCAGUAGUUCCACCUUUGUCUGAUCCUCUUACAUCACCCGGUACUCCUGUCGCUUCACCUCCACCCACUUGCUCUUUCACCUCCCCCGUGUCAGCAGUGACAACCAGAAGUAAAAAGAGGAGGUUUACCGAUGAGUACGCUGCAUGUCGGCAGAGGCAAGAGGACAGUCACAGCAUGAAGAUGAAAUUUAUGAAAAAGGCACAUGAUGCCGAAAUGAAACAGUAUGAGGCAAAGAUGAAAGAGUAUGAGGCAAGAAUGAAAGAACAUAAGGCAAGAAUGAAAGAGCAUGAGGUACGAAUGAAAGAGUAUGAGAUAAAAUUGCAAGUAUCAAAAGAGAAAGAGGCGUUACUAAAGUAUGAACGCGACAGAUUGCCGCAAUCUUUUGAUAAAUUAGACAUGUUUUUAGAUAGUGGCCAAGCAGCUUAUCAGGAGAUGAUCAAGUCAUGCGAGUGAUAUCAUACAGGAUGUUUCAGAUUUCAUAAUUUAAGGGGUGUCUUCCCGAGACAUACAUAAGGAUAAAUGACUCCACGACGAGUGUCAAUACCCUAUAUAUAAAUAUAAAGAUUUUUCUGAAGAUUUUGUUCACAUGAGUUUUGAAAAUAAUGUCAAUUAUAAAUCAUUACUAUUUUUGUAUUUUUAUGAAAAUAAA